This is a messenger RNA of Gallus gallus (chicken), 9818 nucleotides long. RefSeq names its product oxysterol binding protein like 3 (gene OSBPL3). The transcript has 25 exons. The record is from RefSeq and is a predicted model, not a curated record. Gene Ontology annotation, cellular component: perinuclear endoplasmic reticulum; intracellular membrane-bounded organelle; cytosol. Lineage: Eukaryota; Metazoa; Chordata; Aves; Galliformes; Phasianidae. The coding region runs from base 1832 to 4501 and encodes 889 amino acids. Gene Ontology annotation, molecular function: cholesterol binding.
AGCUACAGUAGCUAUAAAUAAUAUUUGACUCUCUCUUUUCUUAGUUCUUUAAACUGCACCUGCUGAGGUCAUUUGCAGGAGUAGCCUUGGCCUACUUUUGCUGCUGUUGACUCAGUAGAGAAGAAUUAGGCCAAUACUUAGUGCUUGUGAAAAUUCCUGUCCUAAAUGUAUUUGAAUUUGCCUCAGCCUUGCACUUCUGAUUUGUCUUUUUGGAAUAGACCAAAGUAGCUGGUACUGUGUGCUACAGAGGAACAGUGGGAACAAGCAUCAUUAGUUCCAAAGUCAUUCUGUGGCAUGGGGAGGAGUAGAAAACAGUGAACCUGAAGUAAAUGGAUCGUGAUGACCUCAAACCGUGAGAGUCUGCUGCAAUUUUAGCUUAGUUUGCAUAAUCCUGGUUGUUAUGCCUGCUUUAAAGUCUUAAUUGCUCAUGUACCUUUGUAGCCUUCAGUCCUCCAGGUAAUGUAAAAUAUGAGUCACUCUAGAAAGGCUCAGUCAUUGCUACUGGCAGCCAGAAUAUGAGUCUGUUUGGGAUGCAGGAUCAGUGUUUUUACACCUUUCUGGAAGUACUGAGAUGGUUAUUGUUGAAGGGCAGCCAUGUCUUCUUUUUUUCUUUCUGAGCUGCAAGGCAAUUUUAAAAAAGGAACACAAAGCAGUUACUGGAGGACACAGCAGUUCUGACAGAUGGACUGGGGUCAUGUUCAGUAUUCAUGUAUAGUUUCAGGUUCAAAUUUGGAAUUCUCAAGGUAAUCAUUUAAAUUACUCUGAAACAUUAAUAAAAUAUUAAUAAGAUCUUGGGCAAAUGGCACACAUCAUUCUUGCCUUCUUUGGGGCAAGUAAAAAAAAAAAAAAAAAAGCCUUUUCUUGGGUCCAUGUAGUAAAUUAAUUUGUAGGAAUACAAGAAAAUUGGAAAGCCCUAUUUUGGAAGUGCUCUCAAAAUACUUCAGGCAUUCUCUGUCAGAUUUAUCCUACCUGUAUCCCACCCUUUGCUUAAGCACCCCAGGUUAGGUGGCUGAGUCACUUUCAACUCAUUUGAAUUCUAGAAACGUGCCUAUCUCUCUCUGAUUACAAAAAGACAAAUGAUUUUGGCAAAGGAGAACUGAAGUGCUUGGCUGAGUGCCCAAAGUCUAUGUCUAGACUAUAUCAACGUUAGUGAGCAGAGCAGUGCAGUAAAAGUGGGCCUUUUCAAGUGAGUCAGUUAUGGCGAGUACUCCACAUUGGCACUGAGAUAGAACUAGUCAGGAUGAGCUUGAGCCUGGUGCCAUGGAUGAAGUGCUGCCAUCACUGGAUGCAUUCCUGGAGCACAUCUUCUGCUGUAGUUUUUCCAAAAGGAAUUUGGUGUCCAUACUCCAAGACUGUCCUGCAGAUUAACCCAAAAUAUGAUCAGAGGUGGUGAUGAGACGAUUUGAAGAGUUCUUACAUCAUGCUCAUUGGCUUUGUGAAACAGACUUAGCGGAACUUGCUUUCUCACCUGAUUUUUGGAAACUGGGGAUUAUUUCUACAGUACUCGAGGCCACACCUCAAAUCUGGAGAAGAGAAGGCUCAGGGGAGACCAUAUAGCACUCUACAACUACCUGAAAGGAGGUUGUGGCAAGGUUUUUGUGACUCUUCAAGAAAAAAUGAAUGGAUAACUCAACAACGAGUGAGCUUAGUUCAGGGCUUUUCUCACAGUGCAGGCAGGCAGGAAUUUCUAUGGGAUGCAGAUCAUGCUGCUAGAAUGCAUUUGGGUGAAGGAUGAGUUCUGCAUUACUCUCAGGAGUCUUCCAAUACAUUUGCUUGAUUACCUUUUAAUGACAUUCUAAGUGAGCUGAUGUGAAAUAAAUGACCUUGAAUCAUGAGUGAAGAAAAAAACUUCGGUGCAUCCCAGAAAAUGUUGUCUCCUUCAAGAAGUACUAGCAGCUGCUCCUCUAAGCAGGGAAGUCGACAGCAGGACAGCUGGGAAAUAGUAGAAGGACUCCGGGGGGCAAUGAAUUGUACCCAGGAACCACAGAAACAGGAAGGCUGCUUGCUGAAGAAAAGAAAAUGGCCUUUGAAGGGCUGGCACAAGAGAUACUUCUUUUUGGACAGAGGGAUUUUGAAGUAUUCUAAAUGCCAAGCUGAUAUAGAGAGAGGGAAACUUCAUGGCUGUAUUGAUGUUGGACUUUCUGUCAUGUCUGUAAAGAAAUCAACAAAAUGUAUAGAUUUAGAUACCGAAGAGCAGAUAUAUCAUCUGAAGGUGAAAUCUCAGGAGCUGUUUGAUGAAUGGGUAGCAAAGCUUCGUCAUCACAGAAUGUAUCGUCAGAAUGAAAUCUCCAUGUUUCCUCAUGACGUCAAUAAUCUUUUCUUCCCAGUAUCUACUACUGUGGACUCUGGCCCUGGUCUGUGUGAUUUGACUCCAAGUAGAAAGGCAGGAAGCUUGACCAAACAGAACUCUCUGUCAGCUGGUGGUAACUUGUCGUUUUCCUUUUCGAGUAAUGAGUCCAGGAUUCCAUCUUGGCUACAGUCUUCUGAAGACAUGGAAAAAUGCUCAAGAGAUCUCUCCACUUGUCAUGCAUAUUUACUGGAAAUGAACCAGCUGUUACAGAGCAUGGAUGUUCUUCACAGGACCUGUUCAGCACCUGCUAUAAAUGCUAUGCAGGUUGGACCUUUUGAAAGCCCAAAGAAGGAAAAGCGAGCACAUAGGAGGUGGCGAUCUAGAGUUGUUGGGAAAGAGGCUAAAGGAACAUUACAGGUGCCUUCAGUGUUUUCUGCCCCUAUGAGACUACAUGCUUCCAAUCCUAACUUAUCUACAAUAGAUUUUGUAGAAGAGAAAAACUACUCUGAUGGCUCUGAAACAUCAUCAGAAUUUACUAAAAUGCAGGAGGACUUAGUUCAUAUUGCACAUAAAGUUUACUUCACCUUGAAGUCAGCUUUCAGCAGUAUAUCUACAGAGAGAGAAAAGCUGAAGCAGAUGCUGGAGCAUGAGGCAUCAUCAUCUCCAUCUGCACAAAUAGUUGGCUUGAAGAAUGCCUUAACAUCCGCAAUAGCACAAAACACAGAUCUAAAAGACCGGUUACGCAGAAUACAUGCCGAAUCUAUGAUCCUUGAUUCAGCAUCUAAUGCAAAAUCAAGUCCAGAUUUGGUGAAGGAAAAUUCAAGAGAAGAAAACAGAGGUCUGGUUCACCAGAUCUCCAACGAAAGCAGACUGUCUAUUGCUGACUCUCUCACAGAAUUUUUUGAUGCACAGGAAGUCCUACUGUCUGCUAGCUCUUCAGAAAAUGAGGUAUCAGAUGAUGACUCAUACGUAAGUGAUAUCAGUGAUAAUGUCUCCGAAGAUAACCUAAGCAAUGACAUAGAGAAUGAAAGACAAACUUUAGACUGUAUUUCUGAAAGUGGAAUUGGAUGCCAUUCUAAACGGAGAACAUGUUUACCAGCUCCAUGUCCCAAUACUAGUAACAUCAGCCUAUGGAAUAUCCUGAGAAACAACAUAGGAAAGGAUCUCUCUAAAGUGGCCAUGCCUGUGGAAUUGAAUGAGCCACUUAACACCCUUCAGCGUCUCUGCGAGGAGCUGGAAUACAGCGAGCUACUAGAUAAAGCAGCUCAUACACCUAACCCAUUUGAACGGAUGGUAUAUAUAGCUGCAUUUGCAGUAUCUGCGUAUGCAUCCAAUUACUACCGAGCUGGAAGUAAGCCAUUUAACCCCGUUCUUGGAGAAACCUAUGAAUGUAUUCGUGAAGAUAAGGGUUUCCAGUUCUUUGCAGAACAGGUCAGUCACCAUCCACCUAUUUCUGCAUGCCAUGCUGAAUCUGUGAAUUUUGCUUUUUGGCAAGAUGUAAGAUGGAAAAACAAAUUCUGGGGAAAGUCCAUGGAAAUCGUUCCAGUUGGUACAACACACGUAACUCUUCCAGCUUUUAGAGACCAUUUUGCAUGGAACAAGGUGACAUCUUGCAUCCAUAACAUCCUAAGUGGACAAAGAUGGAUUGAACACUAUGGAGAGAUCAUCAUCAAAAAUCUUAAUGACGACACUUGUUACUGCAAAUUGACUUUCAUAAAGGCAAAGUAUUGGAAUCCAAAUGCACAUGAGAUCGAAGGCAGUGUCAUGGAUAAAACUGGGAAUGUUGUGCAUCGACUCUUUGGGAAGUGGCAUGAAAGUUUGUACUGUGGGACAACUUCAUCUUCAAAAUGCAUAUGGAGAGCAAAUCCAAUGCCUAAAGAUUAUGAACAGUGGUAUGGAUUUACUCAGUUCGCAUUGGAGUUAAAUGAACUGGACCUGCAAACGAGGUCAUUGCUCCCAUCCACCGACACACGCUUUAGACCAGACCAAAGGUUUCUUGAAGAAGGAAAUAUUGAAGCAGCUGAAAUGCAAAAACAGAGAAUUGAGCAGCUACAGAGAGAACGACGGAAGGUGCUGGAAGAAAACAAUCUAGAGCAUCAGCCUAGAUUUUUCAGGAAAUCCAAAGAUGACUCCUGGGUGAGCAAUGGAACCUACAUGGACCUUAGAAGAGAACCGGGUUUUUCCAAACUGGACAAUCCUGUGCUCUGGUGAAGAGGAGCCAAGUGAAGAUAUUCCAUGCUGUAUUCCUGGAUCUGAUUUAAAAGAAGUAUAUGUGUAUAUAUAUAUAUUUAUACACACAUAUAAUAUAUGUGUGGGUGUGUGUAUGUGUGCAAGUGUGCGUAUCUCCAGAAUUGUGCUUAAUUUAGAAUCUGAUAAUUCAUUUUCUCUACUCUGUUUCAAUGAUUGUUUGAAUGUACAAAUACCCUAACUUCUUUUUAUAAAAUAUUUAAUAAAUAGCACUGAAUGUUAACAAGUAGAGGGAAAAGAGGAGCUUUUACACUACUUUUCCAAUGUGUAAUAAUGUCAGUUAAGAGUUAACUUAUGCCUUAUCGAGUUGCAUUGAAGACGGUAGCAUCAGCAUCUCCUAGCUGUGCUGAGAAAUGAGCGUUAAGCCUUAGUGACUCUGUAAGUAGGCUUCCACAGUUCAGUGAGUAAUUCAGCUGUCUAUGGACUGGUCUAAAUUGCUAAAACAGAUUAUCAGCCAGUGCUGAAAUCUGUGUACAAUCUUUUGCUGCUUGUGGAAAAGAUUUAAAUAAGCUUUUCUUUCUAUUAGCUUUCUUACUAGCAUUAUUGGAAGGGGGAGUUCUGCAGUUACAUCAGUGGAUCAAGUCAUAAACGUAAGCUGUACCUGGCUAAAAGUAGUGCUAGAAAUUCAGGAAUCGCCAAAAUUUUCCACUGAGAAUCUUCAGAUUUAUAGUCGCCAACAGGGCACGAGGAGAUCUUUUGUAUAUAAUGUUUGAGCACUGUCUGGAUGAAGCAGCUCUCUCUUUUUGUGGGAAGUAAUACGUAUACAGAGCACAAAAUCCUGUGCUUCCAUAGCUUCAUUUGUUUUUAUUAACCUAAAAACUGCAACAGUAAGACUUUUUAAAAAGUAAGCAAACUAACUGAUUGUUUUAAGCUGGAAAUUUUUUCUUAGUAUUUUGAUAUUUUCUACCUCUUAAGAAAUAAACGACAUAUUUAAGAUCUUAUAUUUAAAAAAUGACCAUCUGCCUUAUGGAGAAACGUAUGGAAUCUUUUGAUCUUCCUCUGUUUGUUUGUUGUAUUCAGAUAAGCAUUCGAGUGUCUUGCACUAAAUCAGUUGCAUCGCUUUCCUGUGAUUUUAUACACUUGGAUAGAUUUGCGAAAGCAUUAAGUCAUUGAUUAAAAUAUAACAGGGAAAAAAUGUAGCAGAAGCCUCGCUUUGAGUCAAGAUUACAGUGAUGGGCAGUACCUUUUUUGUUUUCCAUGAAAUCACAAUGCUAUGUUCACUAACAGAAUAAUUUGCAUUCCUACCCAUCCGCAGUUCAAGCCUGACUCAUGACUCUUCAGAUUUGUUCUGUGUGUCUGUGACUCUCUGGCAUCAACGUGGAUUUCAGGUUUAGAUCAGUGUCCACCACCACUCUCUUUUCUUACAUACCAUUACAAAAAAAUAAACCCUGUCUAUGAUAAACUCUGUUUAUGUGACUUACAACUGCAACGUUUGGAUGAUGCAUGGUUAAGAGUGACUCUUAGAAGGACGAGUAGCUUAGAAAAGCUUACAGCUUACCGUAUGCUGCUUUGUUCUAAAGAAAACCCAUUAAAAUUGAUCAAUAUAAUACUUGUAACAUGAAGCAUAUACUAUGAAAACCUCCAAAUCUGUGAUAUCAGUUUAGAUGUAUAUUUAAAUUUUGCUUUCUGCUGCCUUGAAGCUUCACUGUGUCACAGGCAGAUAAAUAUUUUCUCACUAUCAUUCACUUCGCUCAGGAACUCUGGGCUCACUAUCAUUUCUGUAAUUUAUCACCAAAAAUGUUAGCAUAUUUUCUUAUACUUAAUGUGUCUUUUAAAAACUCAGCUAGCGCUCCAGCAGCUUGCAAGAAGGCAUGGUUCAAGUCAGCACGAAAACAAAAUCUGGGCUUUUAUUCAGAAGGGAAUCUUAAGGGAACCUUUGGGGACUGUUUGGCUUUUCAAGGAAAACGAAGAUCUCUUCAUGACUUGAAUCCUUCUUGUUUUAUUCUUGUGAUAUCCAAACUUGACACAGAAAUGAGUGGAUAUUUGUAGUUAUCCUUGUUGUUUGCAAUUACCAUCGAUAACUAAUAAUUACAUGCAUUUAAUAACAAAGGAGGGUAGGAGAAAGGAGGGGAAAAAUGCUGUUAAGAAAAGGAGUAACAUUUGUGGUGGAUGCACUGAACUUGCUCAUUGUCAUAUUUGGCAGCUGUUGUGAUUAUUGUCUAAUCUGAUUGCUGGUUUUGCAUUUUCGAUGUAUGGAGUGGAUUUUCCCAUACUUUGUCAUAUGAACUAAUAGUUAACAGCAUUCAAAAUAAAGGGAUUAGGGGCAAAAAAGCGAGCUUAAAGAACUGUAAUGCAUUAAAGUCUGUGGGUGUUAAACAAAACUAAUCUCAUUUUGAUGUUUGAGUCAUGAGUUUUGAGAAAUCCAACUGGCAUUGUUUUCCUGUAUCUUACAAUCUGAAAUGUCAAAAAGACACUUGGUUCAAGACAAGGAGCAGUGAGCUGGGAAGUGCCUUAUAGAGAAACAUUGUUUUCUUUAGCAAAAUCCCCAUAUCAAGAAGGCAAACAUCAGAAUUUCACUGCUUUCUUCAGUAAGAUAAUGCCUGAGAUUAUGCUAGGCAUUUUUUUUUUUCUUUAGAUAAAGCAAAAUUGUUGCAUUAGUAGAAGCUCCUUCUGUAAAUCUGUGGUCCACAUCUGACAACUGGUGUAACCAGUGGUGAAUGAUCCUCUGACCAAUGUUUCCAGCUGCAGUAUAGUUGUCCCUGCCUAUGUUUGUGUGAAAGAGUUGGGUUUAAUUGCUAAGCUUCUGUCAACUGUAUAUUAAGAAGUGGAAAGAAAUUGUCUUGAUGUUAUUUCUCUGUAUUUCUGUAUAAAAAUAUAUUAAUCAUUCACAAACUUUAAUAUUACUCUAUAGUUAUUCUUGGUGAAAUGUGAAAUUUGGUUUUCCCCCAAAAAACUUCAGAUGUGUUAGAGUGCAUAACUUCCAUUCUCUUCCAGCAAUGCACCAGAGGAGAUCUGUUGUUUUCAAUAACUGACAUCUGGGGACUUCAUCCCCACAUUUCUACCCUGAGUGGUAGAAAUAAAAUGUUGGUGACUGACUUUUCUUUCCUGCAAAGCAGUGAUUCCCAAACUGUUCCGCUCAGUGCAUCGAUCUUAACAUUUCCUGAGGACUAUUGCCUCCUGUUUUAGCACUCUUACUUGAUGACAUUGUAAGCAUUGCUUAAAAUAACUCAGGGGGACAUUUUGAGCACCACUCAUCUAGUUCCCCCCUUCUCUGUGCACCCCUUCACAGAGCAAAAAACUCACUAUGAAUUUACAUCAAGGUAAUGGAACAGCUCAUGCUUUCUAGUUUUACAACACUGACUCAGUUUUCGGGUUGCACAGCAAAGAGAGAAAAGGUCCCAGGGAAACAGUGUUCAUAGAGACAGAAACCCACAGCUGUACUUCCAGAUUUACAGGCUUGACACUUAGAAUCAGAUUUUAGUGCAAAGUUUGGUGUUACAAAACAGCGUAACUUGUUCAGGACACUGCUCUUGGUAGUACAAAGGGCUGUGUAGACCGAGCAGCAGUAGUGUGUGCCGUUCAUCAUUGCAUUCCUUUCUUAAUCUUUACUCUCUGAUAUAUAUGCUUUGUGUUAAUUUGCCUGCAUUAAUCUAUUUUUGGGUGCUUUCGAAAUACAGAUUCAGUCAACUAUUUAGCUUCUUCACACAGAGCUUGGGUAAUCUACCUUUAUGCAUAACUUAUACUCCUUUGGAGGAUCUGAAGCAGGUUUCUGGUUUCUUUUAAGACCUGGCCCCUGGAGGAGGUGGUGGUUGCAGACACAGUCACCUUAUGAUUUGGCAGCUUACUGUUUAGUAUCCCUGAAAGAGUUUCAGGCUGUUGAGAUGAGGUCACUGGACAGAAAGGAAGACAAAGGAACAUACAACCAGGGGCAGCAUUGAGGUUGGGGAAAGGUUCAGUGCUGUCCUUAAAUAAAAAAUAAAGUCUCUGCCCUUCAAUUUCCCCCAGCUGCUUACGCUGCUUUUAGGCCCCCUCACAUCUAAAGGUUCUUAUUCAAUGUCCCAUUUUCUCUUUAUUAAAAAAAAAAAAUCCUGGAAAGUAGUAGAACAUCCCAUUCUGACAAGCUUUUAAAUGACAAAACGUAGUUACUUGUUUUCCAUAAACAUUGUGGCCUAUUUCUGUACUUUUGCCUUGACUGUGAAUGGGACUUUCUUCACGCUGGCACUCUGGUGUCAGACCACAGCCUGGUAACAGUGCAGCUACAUCUGCUCAGCGUACUCCUUGUUAAUGUUCUUCCAUCUGUUUUGGUGUCAAUCUGUUCUAUUAUGUCUCUGAAGGAUCAGCAUUUCAGAGCUGAAAAUCUUCAGCAUAUCUUAUUUUGUUCAGAUUUUGUAUGUAACUCAUAGGAAGUGGGGGCGUGCUGAAGAGGAAUACAAAACCCAGACUACCACACCUAUGUAAGAGUGAAGGGUGAAAUCCAUCUUCUCCACAUGACUGAGUACACCUUGCACGAGCUGGAGUUGGAUGGUGCUAUUCAAAGGAGUGAUGCUAAAACACAAGGCUCUUUAGAUUAGGUAUGUUUUCAUUCAUGGAUUUUGCCUCAUCCUUUCUAUCUUCUAGCUACUGGUCGGUGUGACUUAGUCCAGCAGCUGGAGUUGUUAAGGACUUGCAAAUCUCAUCUGGUUUAUCUAUUGAAACUUAGUAAGUGCUGUAACUUACCACCCAACACAGUGUUGUGCCGCUCAGUUCUUUGAUGCUGUCCUUGCUGUAGCUUUUGAAAGCAAUAAGAGAAAUUUCCCACAUAAAUAGUUACUGUAUGUUAAAAAAAUAUUUUAAGUGAUUCUUCUUAUAUAUACAAGUCGUCAAUUUGGUGUUACUGCUGUAUAAAACAGAACUGUAUUACAAUGAAUGGGAAAGUUUUGGAGGCUGAUCGACUGGAAAUGCUGAGCUCUUUCAUCUCCACAUCUCUGGGCUGAUGGUGAGAAUAUUUGGUAUUCCCGAGAACUGUAUUUAUGUUGAGUGUUUUACUUGGUCCAGUACUGGAAAAACAUGCUGCAAGUAUGAGGUAUUACAUAUGCAAUGCUGCUAAAUACUGACUUUGUUGUAUGUUCUGAUAGGGCGUUAAUGAUUUUGGGAUGAAGAAAGUUAUCUUCUGUGUUAAAAUGACCACCAGAGUUCAGUUUUUUGAGAAUAUUUUCUGUAGUCAGCAUCGUUCCUUUUUUCUGCUUCACUUAAUGCAAAGAUCUGUAAGAACGUUGGAGCACCUGGGUGCACAAUUUUAUUUACAUUUUUGUCUCUGUUACCAAUUUAGUUGGAUGUUAAUAAAUCAUACUUGCAAAAGGCC